UCUAGUUAUUCUCUCAAAGAGGCCAAAAGCUCUUCCUCAUCCUUCACCUCCUCCUGUCUUACUGUAAAAUAGAAUCUUUAAGAUUUAAUAAAAAUGGCAGGAGGGGCAAUUGUGAAUGCCGGAAAGGGGAAGGAGUACCCGGGGAAGAUGACACUCUUCGUCCUCCUUGCUAGCCUCGUAGCCUCUAGUGGUGGCCUCAUCUUUGGCUAUGAUCUUGGAAUUUCUGGUGGAGUCACAUCGAUGGAAUCAUUCCUCGUUAAGUUCUUCCCCUCGGUAUUACAGAAGGAGGAGGAGGAUACGAGCACAAGCCAGUACUGCAAGUUCGAUAGCCAACUCUUGACGGCCUUCACGUCUUCGCUCUAUCUGGCAGCUUUGGUUGCAUCCUUCUUUGCAUCUACGGUGACAAGAGUGUUUGGAAGGAAAUGGUCCAUGUUUGGUGGUGGGAUCACCUUCCUCGCAGGUUCUGCCAUUAAUGGUGCAGCUGAGAAUGUCUUCAUGCUCAUCCUUGGUCGCAUUCUUCUUGGCAUUGGAGUAGGGUUCGCUAAUCAGUCAGUACCACUCUACCUCUCUGAAAUGGCACCAGCGAAGCUCCGUGGGAUGCUUAACAUUGGCUUUCAGCUUAUGAUCACUGUGGGCAUCCUAGCUGCUACUCUCAUCAAUUAUGCCACUGCUAAAAUCAGUGGAGGAUGGGGUUGGCGCGUCAGCCUUGCCCUUGCUGCUGUACCUGCUGCCAUCAUCACCGUUGGUUCAUUGUUCCUUCCAGACACCCCCAACUCCCUCAUCGAGCGCGGACAUAAUGACCGGGCAAAAGCCAUGCUCCAAAAGAUUCGUGGCACAGACGACAUCCAAAGCGAGUACGAUGAUAUCGUUGCUGCUAGUGAAGAGGCCAAAACCGUGCAGCACCCUUGGUCCAACAUAAUCAAGAAGAAGUACAGGCCCCAGCUCACCAUGUCCAUCUUGAUCCCCUUCUUCCAGCAAUUGACUGGUAUCAAUGUCAUCAUGUUCUAUGCCCCUGUUCUCUUCAAAACCAUAGGUUUUGGUGACGAUGCCUCUCUUAUGUCUGCCGUCAUCACCGGUCUUGUUAAUAUGUUUGCAACCUUUGUUUCCAUUGCUACCGUCGAUAAGUUCGGCCGGCGGAUACUCUUCUUGGAAGGUGGAACGCAAAUGCUCAUAAGCCAGAUAAUUGUGGGGUCUUUGAUUGGCAUCAAGUUUGGGACGAGUGGAGAGGCAACACUAUCAAAGGAAUAUGCGUUCCUUGUGGUGUUUUUCAUCUGUGUCUUCGUAGCAGCCUUUGCAUGGUCUUGGGGGCCACUGGGGUGGCUGGUCCCUAGUGAGAUUUUCCCGCUGGAGAUCCGUUCAGCAGGUCAGGCCAUCAAUGUUUCUGUCAACAUGUUCUUCACCUUCGUCAUUGGCCAAUUCUUCCUUACCAUGCUUUGCCACAUGAAGUUUGGUCUCUUCUACUUCUUUGCUGGAUGGGAGCUGAUUAUGACCAUCUUCAUUGCUCUAUUCCUUCCCGAGACCAAGAACGUGCCCAUUGAAGAGAUGGUCCUUGUAUGGAAGAGGCAUUGGUUCUGGGGCAAGUUUAUUGCCGAUGAGGAUGUUGAUGUCUGAAAUGUGCUGAGCUUAAGUUCCUAGCUAGUGUGUGAUACAUGUGAGGUGUGCCAGUUGUGAGAGUGAAGGAUCAAUUCAGAAAUGAAAGUUGAUUGCCAAGUCUGGUGUUUGUGCCCUAGUAAUGUACUUUUCCACCAAGUUCCACCAGAAAAUUGACAAAUCUCAAUAUCACAU
Messenger RNA from Elaeis guineensis (African oil palm), 1785 nucleotides. RefSeq names its product sugar transport protein MST6. NCBI's taxonomy places the organism in Eukaryota, Viridiplantae, Streptophyta, Magnoliopsida, Arecales, Arecaceae. The record is from RefSeq and is a predicted model, not a curated record. Gene Ontology annotation, biological process: monosaccharide transmembrane transport. Gene Ontology annotation, molecular function: monosaccharide transmembrane transporter activity. Gene Ontology annotation, cellular component: membrane.